AUGUCUGUUACUUUGGUCUGUUUGGUUAAAGGAAACUUGCCUGCAAAUGCUUUCACUGUUGAUAUUGAUAGUGGCAAGUUAGUGAGCCACCUAAAAAAAGUUAUCAAGGCUGAGCUUCACCCACAGUUCAAGCAUGUUACAGUCAAAGACAUCAAGCUGUGGAAGAUGGAAAUCCCAGCCAAUCGUGUUGACCUUAUUCAAGGACAACCUCAACUUUUACAAGAUAAUGACCAGUUAAAGGCAACAGACUAUAUCGAUAAUUACUGGACUCUCACCCCAAAAAGAAGGCACAUCCAUGUAAUUGUUGAGGCCCCUACUGAUGAUUUGGGAAGUAUAAUGAAAAUUAUCAAUCAACUGAGAACAACUUUAGGUGAUGUAUAUGAAUUGUCAGCACGUUCCAAAGUAUCAAAAGUCCAAGGUCCACAUUACACUUCGAAAUUUGAAAUUGUUGAUCUUAAUGGAUUGGUGAGGCUUGCAUUACUGCGAAAAGUACUUCCAUCUGAAAAUCCAGUGUAUUCCUCUCAGGCAUUUGUUUCGUCAUAUCAG
Molecule: messenger RNA, 546 nt
Organism: Paraglomus brasilianum
Lineage: Eukaryota; Fungi; Glomeromycota; Glomeromycetes; Paraglomerales; Paraglomeraceae
Source: the annotation of a GenBank genome assembly